ACCGGCUGCGCCACCAUGGGCCUAGCUGGGCUGCAGGAGAACGUGUUUGCGGGGCAGUCAAAGAUCUAUGCCUACAUGAGUCCAAACAAGUACUCUGGGAUGCGCUUCCCUCUUCAGGAAGAGAACUCAGUUGCACACCAUGAGGUCAAAAGCCAGGGGAAACCAUUAGCUGGAAUCUACAGGAAGCUAGAAGAGAAAAGAAAUGCUGGGAAUACAAUCCGAAGCUCAGUGAAGUCUGAUGAACAGAAAAUCAAAGAGGCCAGGAGAGGUCCCCUGGCUCCUUUUCCAAACCAAAAAUCUGAAGCAGCAGAGCCUCCAAAAACUCCACCCCCGUCAUGUGAUUCUACCAAUACAGUGGUUGCCAAGCAGGCCCUGAAAAAGCCCCUCAAGGGCAAACAGGCACCUCGGAAAAAGUCUCAAGGGAAAACACAGCAAAAUAGAAAGCUUACAGAUUUCUACCUGGUGCGAAGGAGCUCCAGGAAGAGCAAGGCUGAGCUACAGUCUGAAGAAAAGAAAAAAAUUGAUGAACUGAUUGAGAGCAGGAAGGAUGAAGGCAUGAAGAUUGAUCUCAUUGAUGGAAAAGGCCGGGGUGUAAUUGCCACCAAGCAGUUCUCCCGGGAAGACUUUGUGGUAGAAUACCAUGGGGACCUCAUUGAGAUCUCCGAUGCCAAGAAGCGGGAGGCUCUGUAUGCACAAGACCCCUCCAGAGGCUGCUACAUGUACUAUUUUCAGUAUCGGAGCAAAACCUACUGCGUGGAUGCCACUCGAGAAACUAAUCGCCUCGGAAGGCUGAUCAAUCAUAGUAGGUAUGGGAAUUGCAAGACCAAACUGCAUGACAUUGAUGGCGUGCCUCACCUCAUCCUCAUCGCCUCCCGUGACAUUGCAGCUGGGGAAGAGAUCCUGUUCGACUAUGGAGACUGCAGCAAGGCCUCCAUUGAGGCUUAUCCUUGGCUGAAGCAUUAA
Messenger RNA from Microtus oregoni (creeping vole), 963 nucleotides. Its product is annotated as N-lysine methyltransferase KMT5A-like. The transcript has a single exon. The record is from RefSeq and is a predicted model, not a curated record. Lineage: Eukaryota; Metazoa; Chordata; Mammalia; Rodentia; Cricetidae. The coding region runs from base 16 to 963 and encodes 315 amino acids. Gene Ontology annotation, molecular function: protein binding; histone H4K20 methyltransferase activity.